AGGGAGAGAGAGAAUUUGAAUCACAAGACAGAGCUGUAAAUUAGUCAGCAUGUUUGAUUUAAGUAACCAGUGUGUGUCAACGAACAUGCACAGACUAGUUUUGAGGAAACCCCCACGUACUAAAUUUGAGUGGGCGUAGGGAAGUGAAUUAUGUUUGUGUGUGUAUAUAUAGUGGAUCCAAACAGCAGUCAACGGCAGAAAGCUCUCACUGGACGAGUCGAUAUGAAGCCGUCUUCGGUUGUCAAAGCUUUCGGAUAUCUGUGUCUGCUGGUUGCAGAUGGAUUUCCAGUUCCUCAGGAUGAAUCUCCAAAGAUCAUCGGGCCACAUCGCGUCAAAGUGAAAGCUCAUCCAGGGGAGCAGCUGUUUCUUCACUGUGAAGCGUUUACAAACUGUAAGGAUGUGACGCUCAUCUACUGGCUCGUCAACGGCUCUUUCCCCGAAGACCUGCUCAGCAGCGGCAGAAUAUUAGAGUCAGAGGAAUCGACUUUGGAUAACGGUGCGAUCCUACAGAGGAGUUUGAUGUUGAAGAAUGUCACGUCGGAGGACCUCAAAUCCACCUUCACCUGCGUUGUGACGAACGCCUCCGGAAUGGUCCAAAAGAACAUAGUGUUAGUGGCAAGAGGAAAAAGGAGAAGACACUGAAUUGUGGGAUGCUCUGUGCCACGUUUCACUUGCCAAUUAACUCAUAUUUUACAAGAAUCAAAUGGAUCUGUGAAUGUACUAUCAUUGUACUGUUUCAUGGGAGAACUGUGCCAAUCAAAUGAAGAAAUGUAACAAACUUGAGGUGCGUUUGGUUCCAGAGUAGUACGUUGUUUCUUCUCAGAUUGUUUCCCAUCAAUGAUGCCAAAAGUGACUCAUUGUGAUACUCUGGGAAGGAAGCACUUUAUAGGCGAAAGCAAACACAAACUGGAGCACAUUGUUUCUUUCUCCUAAUAUAAAUUUGACGCAGCAUUUUGAGGAUAGUCCUCCUUAUCCAAGGAAACAAUGUCCAGAGGCAACAUUUAAUGUUGAACUGAAUGCACCUUAAAUUAAUGUAUUUUAGAUGACUAAAGAAUAAAUAUAGAAUAUUUUAUUUCUAGGGUAUUUACUAUGUUUGUGUAUCAUUCCAGUGUCUGCCAUCUUAUAUGUGUAAACUUUUGAAACGUAUAAAAAUAUGCUCCACGAUGAGACAAAGUAUGAUGGAAUCCUGUGGUUGUUUCCCUCAAGAUUUAUUGUUAGUUGUUUUCAACGGUUAUCAGCAACCGGUACUUUCAGCGAUGAGAGAAAUUAGAGUAGCGAUACUUUUUAGCUAUGUAGGAUUCUCAGCUCUUCAAUGUGAAUAUACUGCAUUACACACAUAAAUGAUAAACAAUAUCAAGCACAAGCUGGCAACACAAUUAACAAAUGAAUAAUGAUCACAAAAAAAUAUUUGAUUGUAUAAAAACAGGAAAAAAAAUGGAACUCUCAAAAUAAGGCCCCUUAUUAUUGUUAAGCGUCUUUAACACACCUUGAAUCUGCAUUCUCUUGAAAGAUUCUGUCUCCACGUCUUUGGUACAUCCGUGUAACUUAAGUAGCGAUUAGCUUCAUUAGUGUAUAUGUUGGUUGAAUAGGAGAGAACCGUGUUUCUCCGUCAGGCACAUGUCGAACAGUUUUCCUCCAUCUGGAGUUCAUUGGAAGCCUUGAUGGUUAUUUUGAAUCAAAAUUUAAUUUUGCACAUAGAUCAGCGUUUUAAAAGAGUCUGCUCAAACGGAUGUGGUCUCUGAGGCUCACGACUUCAGCUCUUCCAGGCA
This is a messenger RNA of Anarrhichthys ocellatus (wolf-eel), 1769 nucleotides long. RefSeq names its product interleukin-18-binding protein-like. The coding region runs from base 151 to 642 and encodes 163 amino acids. Lineage: Eukaryota; Metazoa; Chordata; Actinopteri; Perciformes; Anarhichadidae. The record is from RefSeq and is a predicted model, not a curated record. The transcript has 5 exons.